Messenger RNA from Liolophura sinensis, 5931 nucleotides. RefSeq names its product myosin-4-like. The coding region runs from base 118 to 2139 and encodes 673 amino acids. The record is from RefSeq and is a predicted model, not a curated record. Lineage: Eukaryota; Metazoa; Mollusca; Polyplacophora; Chitonida; Chitonidae. The transcript is spliced from 7 exons.
CCUACGUGCUAACAGCUCGAAACGACACGUAGACAACGUUUCAGUUAAUGUUUUCAUCAUUCUCACAUGGUUUUAGCUGAUGGCUGAUGUAACUAAGAAGGUUACUUUUUGGCCUAUAUGAUAUUGUAUUUAUUCGAUCUUGAGCCUUGGACCCUGAACAUGGAUCCCACAGUGGUGUUUUUUCUCCUACUGCAUGUAGUUCUUCACCAUUCAUUCAUUGUGGCUGAGGCUAGUGAUAACAUGGACAAGCCGUUCUCUGAGCCCCAAGCUACUGUAGUUAACUCACAGGGACAAGAGAAAAAGGCUGAUACUUUGACUCCAGGUACAGAUUUUAAAGACACUGUUAACAAAAUAUCCGAGUUAGAGAAAUUACUGGGAAAUUGUAAAGAAGAAUUAAAUGCAUCAUUGAACAGAAUAUCUGAGCUGGAGAAAUCAUGGGGAAAUCAUAAAGAAGAAUUAAAUGCAUCAUUGAACAGAAUAUCUGAGCUGGAGAAAUCAUGGGGAAAUCAUAAAGAAGAAUUAAAUGCAUCAUUGAACAGAAUAUCUGAGCUGGAGAAAUCAUGGGGAAAUCAUAAAGAAGAAUUAAAUGCAUCACUGAAAAAAGUGAACGAAACUGUUUCUGAGACAGUGCAAUCACACAAAAAUGUUCAGGUCAACUAUACCAAAUUUCAGUCUGAGCAUUUGCAGCUUAACAAAAGUAUUUCUGAUUUUAAGGAACAAUUAAAAACCCUGUCUGAAACAGAAAGCCAGAUACAAAAACAACUAUCAAGAUCGGAAAGUUACUUCAAUCUUACUGAUAAAGAAAUAAAUGCAAACUUAACUCAAUUGCGUUCGGAGAUUGAUAAAAUUAAUACUUGGAAAGAUAAAAUAGUUCAGUCCCUCCAAGACCAGUUGAUGGAGUUAAUGGAAGCACAAAAAAUGACAGUGACAGUGGCAAAAUUUGUAAACCUAGAAACUGACUUGCAUCGGCGUACAGACGAAUUGAACAAUAAAGUGGAAAAGUUGAUGUCUGAUACAAAAGAACAAGAUGAUUUAUUUUCAAAAGACUUUGAGUUACAAAAUAAUAACUUGAAGGAGUUAAACGUGACCCAAAAGUUGAUAGAAACAAAAGUUGGAGCCUUAGAAACAACCUUACAAGAAACUGAAACGAAGCUGAACGACAGAUUAGACCAGUCUGAAUCUGACAAACAAGAUAAUAAUAAAGCAUUUAAUGGGAGACUUGAAUUACAAAGUGAGAAACUGGAAGAGAUGCUAAAAACUCAACGUCGAUUAGAAGAGGAGCUGAAGGAGUUAAGAGGGAAAUUUGAACAUUCUGAAGAACAGCAAAACCAGAAGAUCAGACAGACAUACACAAGAACUGUGGAGAUAGAAUCAGAUGUAAAAAAUAAUCAAGGUCUUUCUGAGAUGCUUUCUUAUGUUGUGGUUGCAUUCACCAGCAUGAUUGUAGCCUAUGCCUUCCUCUCCGGAGGGUUUACUUUUGGACAAACAAAGACCAACUUUGAGGAAGAAGCCAUCACACACUCGUCACAUAAGAAUGAGCCAACCAUGGCGGGUGCUUAUGUGCAACACAGUGACUUCGAGGCCUCUCCCAAUGCAGUCAUUCCAGAGGAGCUAGCCACCCUUACUGGAGAGGUACCUUUAGUUCAACAAGAGAUUGAUGAUGAAGCCCUCUGUCCAGCUGUGUGUAGCCUCGGCUUCUCAGAAUCUGCCAUUUCCACCUUCGGGCCCCUGACCCAGGCCAUAUGCCCUGAGGGUAUGACUGUACACACUUAUGUGGUGCAUAGCACCGUUGAUCUAGCUGACGCCCCAAAAGAUGCCCUGGCUCUGGUGUUUGUAGACUUCAAUGAGAGGAACGUGAUCCUAGAGCAGCCGGGGCUAUUACAAGGAGAGCUGAAGACAAAAACAGUUCAGCACCUGCUUCAAACUGGAGCUGAUGUAUUUGUGAUCUAUACUGGGGACAACGAGUCAGAAAACUUACCCGAAGGAGCCCUGUACAACACCAGCCUCUCCUCUGUCCAUAAACACUCAUUACUGAAGCCUCUACAGAAAAGACAACGUGUUUUGUCCAUACUCACAGCCUUCAAUGAGGCACAGGAACUGGUCUUGUCUAAGGCUAUAAACAAAUUGUGCCAGUCUUAAUUCUGUGUUUUAAACUGUUGUUGAUCAUAAUAUGUAACAUGUGUGGUGGAAAGUAGUUCAUUAUACGAACAGUUAUUCGUGAUGAAGUUGAUAAUUACUAUAAUAGCCUGUGUGCAUUUCUAACUGAACAUAUAUUAUACCCUGUUUGGAGUAAAAUGAUACUUUAUAUGUGUGAAUAAUGAUAACUAAUAAUGAUAUGUGUGCAACGGUGAUUUUACUGUAUGUUUGUGACAAGGACGCACUGUAUAUGUAUGUUUGUAACAGUGAUACACUGUAUGUUUGUAACAAUGAUAUACUGUCUGUUUGUGACGAUGAUGCACUGUAUAUGUAUGUGUGUAACAGUGAUACACUGUAUGUUUGGAAUGAUGAUAUACUGUAUUUUUGUAACGGUGAUACACUGUGUAGAACAGUGAUACACUGUCUGUUUAGAACAGUGAUACACCGUCUGUGUAGAACAGUGAUACACUGUCUGUUUAGAACAGUGAUACACCGUCUGUGUAUAACGGUGAUACACUCUAUGUUUGUAAUGGUGAUAAAUUCUAUGUUUGUAAUGGUGAUACACUGUAGGCCUACGUGUAUAUGUGCAAUCAACUGUAAACAAGCAUUCUGUUUUUGAAUAUAGAUGUUUGGGUGAUGGUCAGGCAUUUUACCAGUAUGCUUAUGAUGGUGACUGUGGUAUGUUGUAUAAAUUUGUAUGAUGAAGGGUGAUAUGCAUUCCUUUUAUGCAUGGAGGAAUGCGAUAAUGAUCAUUCACUGCACAAUGUGGGAAAGAGGUGAUACCCGAUAUGUUUGGAGAAAUGCGAUAAUGAUGGUACAGUGUUUAUGUGGAAAAAAGGUGAUACCUGAUAUGUUUGAAGAAAUGCGAUAAUGAUGGUACAGUGUUUAUGUUGAAUAAGGUGAUAACUGGUAUGGUGAUAAUGGUGGUGAUACACUAUAUCUGUGAAUGAUGGUGAUACAUUGUAUGUGUGAAUGAUGGUGAUACACUAUAUGUUUGAAUGAUGGUGAUACACUAUAUGUGUGAAUGAUGGUGAUACACUAUAUGUAUAAAUGAUGAUGAUACACUAUAUGUGUGAAUACUGGUUAUACACUGUAUGUCUGAAUGAUGGUGACACACUGUACACGUCACUGAAGAUUGUACACUGUGUGAAUAGUGGUGAUAUACUGUAUGUCUGAAUGAUGGUAAUACACUGUGUAUGUGCAGGGUGGUGAUACACUGUGUAUGCACAGGGUGGUGAUACACCAUAUGUGUGAAUGAUGGGGAUACACUUUACAAGUCAGUGGGAAUGGUACACUGUGUGAAUACUGGUGAUAAACUGUGUGAAUAGUGGUGAUACACUAUUUUAGUGCCUUAUUUAAGUUGAUUUAACUGUUGAUUAAACUGGAAUCACCAACUAAAAAUGUUCAAAAAAAAUGUUGUAUAAACUGCAUGCGAUUUCUUGGAUUCCAUUCAUGAAUGUUUCCUAAAUUAAGACAAAAUGUAACUUUUAUAUGCUGUAUAUACAUGUACAUACUGCAUCAUCUAACGCAUCACUAUGCAAAUUGUGGAAGUGUCUCAUACUUCUUCAUUUUUCAGUUUUGUGUCAUAAAAUGUUGUUUUCUGUGAAGUUAAUGUUUCCUUUCAAAUAAUAAGCACAACAUAAAUCUGUAAAUCUCCAGCUUCCAAACAAACUUAUAUUGAUUGCCUCUGUCAACUGAACACUCUCGUAGGCCAGCAUAUACACAUGAUCAGAACAUUUGAGAUGUACAUUAGUUCAUUCAUCCACUGAUUUUCCUGAAAUAUGCCACUUGUAAAAACUAGUUAUGUGCUGCUCAUGAUCUAUGGUAUGGUGCAUUUAACAAUAAAAAAACAAUAAAUUUUGUGUCUUUAUAGACAAUUAGCAAACCUUCCCAUCUGGGUGCAAAACUCUGUGGGUAGAGCGUUGAGGUUAUCGAUACUCUAAAUUGUUCAUUCAAGUCCCAGCUUAAGCCAGUAUUAUGUCUUUAUUUAUCAGUAUAGGAAAUAAUAUUCUUUCAAAACCUCAUAUUUCUGCUCAUCUAACUAUUUAGUAUCGUCCUUCUAUUCAGUCUCGAGAAUUAUGUUUGCAUUAAACCAUUUUUGAGAGGAGUGCAGGACUUGGCUAUAUAUGCCCAGAUGUCUAAGUAGUGUGUCCUGGCAUGAACACUUGUUUGUACUGGUUUCAGAUUAGUGUGUAUUAAAUGCUGUUUUCAGUACUUGCCACAUUGAUAUUCAUACAUAUGUAAAUACACGUACCAGUGUUGACAAAUUGAUGACUUAAAUAUUUCUGAACUUGUAGGAUCUGACAAAUCCAUUUUUAGUGCGAUAGGUGUGUACAUGUACCCUACACACCUCUGUGCUGUGCAGCGUAUGUUGGCGUGUGGAAAUGAAUAAUUUACUGUAUCAAAGCUGAAACUAGGGUCAUUUUCAUAUAUACAUGUAUUAUAAAGCUCAGUCAUUAUAUUUUUUGUCGCCAUCAUCAGAUUGUUUUCUUGUAGUAGACUGGUCCAGAUACUGACAUACUCUAAAUUACUAAAAUUUCAGCUAUGAUUCAUUUUUCCAGAUUCUAGGAGAAUUCUAGUGAAUUUAGAAAGGUGCUUUUACAGGUGUUUGGAAGAUAAGGUGAUGGGGAAAAUGUAAAUUUUAGCACCAGAAGUAAUACCUUAUGAUAUUUGCCUCUAAAAAUGCUCUUUUGUUGUCACAUUUUUAGGUCAUUUGGGGUAUUCUUUGUACAGCCUCAGUUGAAUGCAAUCUAACUUAGGGUCCAAGGGAAAGGCAAAGAUGGAAAGGGAAAAAUGAGCUCUUGAAAGAGAGGACAACAAAUAAUAUAACCUUAUCUUAGACCCAAAAGGCAACAGCCAUUUUGUUCAGACAUGCUUUGUAAUGACAUACAUGUAAAUGAACUUUUAAUCAGUAAUUAUGCCAUGUUUGCAGAAAGCAGAAACAUGAUAUCGCAUCAUGCCUAGACCACUCACAUGGCUCAGAAGCAAAACAAGUGCAUUCCUAUCCACGCUCUCUAAAUGUCUCUAUGCUACACUCGUUUCCACGACCCAAUAUGUCCCUAUUGUACACUCACCAGUCCCCAUGCUACCCUUUAUGUCUCCAUGCUACCCUCAAUGUUCCAACCACUGAAUGCUACAUGCACCUACGUUCUCAUGCUACACUCGUUUCCACAUGACCCACAAUUUCCCUAUUGUACUCUCACCAAUCCCCAUGCUACCCUUUGCGUCUCCAUGCUACCCUUUGCGUCUCCAUGCUACUCUUUAGGUCUCCAAGAUACCCUUUAUAUCUCCAUGCUACCCUUUAUUCUCCAUGCUAUCCUUUUUGUCUCCAUGCUACCCACGUCACCCAGACUGCACGUCAAUGUCCCCACCUUAACACCAAUAUCCCUAACUGCAUGUCACAAAAAAUACAUCCCCACAAUACCCUCAAUGUCCUCGCGCUAGCCUCACCGCUCCCAUGCUACCCUCACCAAUCCCCAUCCUACCUUAAACAUCUCCAUGUCACCAUGCUACCCACACCUAAACAUCAAAGUCCCUACCUCACUAACUGCAUGUCACCCAGUACAUCCCCACAAUACCCUCAAAGUCCCUCAUCUAUCAUCAAUGCCCCAUGUUACCUCCCCAUGAUACAUGAACGUCUUCACCAUAUAUACCAACUCCUCCACGGUGGACUCAACAUCCCUGCAGAUCUCUAAACAUGAAGAACAUGGAGAGACCGAGGCCAGCUCAUGGGGAAGUGAACAGAACACGGUGUACUACCAGCAAAAAUUAAACUGGCUAAAAGCCUAUAAGUAU